Molecule: messenger RNA, 721 nt
Organism: Arachis ipaensis
Lineage: Eukaryota; Viridiplantae; Streptophyta; Magnoliopsida; Fabales; Fabaceae
Source: RefSeq, a predicted model, not a curated record
UCAAAGAUUAUCAGCAAGGAAGGUGGACUGCUUUUGAAAGACAACUUUGAGGGAGGGGCUACAUGGGCGUACGAGGUUGGCUCACAAUCAAUGGUUUGCCCUAUUAUAGUUGAGGAUCUGAACCAUCCUCGUCAGAUGCUAGUGGAGAUGCUUUGCGAGGAACGAGGUUUCUUUCUGGAAAUAGCUGAUUUAAUCAGAGGAUUAGGCUUAACUAUACUAAAGGGGGUAAUGGAAGCAAGAAAUGACAAAAUCUGGGCUCGUUUCGCCGUUGAGGCGAAUAGGGACAUAACAAGGAUGGAAAUAUUUAUGUCGCUGGUUCGGCUUUUGGACCAAACGGUGAAGGGAAAUGUGUCUUCAUCGAAUGCAGGUGACAAGAACAUGAUGGCAUAUCAGUCUUUUCCGCAAGCUACCCAGAUUCCGGCAACUGGUAGGCCUAGUAGUUUGCAAUGAACCACCCACCAGGAGCUACGUACGGUUUCUUGGCAUGGAUGUGUUGAGAGCAAGUAUGAUAUGCGCUACGCUUGCAAUGACUAACAUCAAAUCCAAUCCAUUCCAAUCCGAUCCAAAGUUUUCUGGUGGUGUUAACUUCUAACUGUUCCCUAUCUCAUAUCUGAUAAUGCUAAGUUAGUGAAGAGCACCUCAGAAUUAAUAUGUACUCUCCCAUAUUGUAACUGUUUCCACAUGUUCCCUCCAACAUGUGAUGCUAUUAGUGAACUCUUAG